UUUUGGGGCAGGCAGUUAUCUGUGACAUCAGGCAGAACCUUAGUAAACUGUUACUACCAGCACCUGGUAACACCAUUGUUAAUCAUGUGUAGUAAAGAGACAUCAGGGCUAGCAUGAGUCAUUUAUAGAGCCAGUUGGGGCUAGAAAAGAGAGAGAAAGAAAGAGGAAGGCAGGAAGAGAUCAAACAAACACUGUGAGGAGCAGGAUGUCCUGGCAAGACAAAGCCAGGCUAUGAGCAUCAUGUAUGUGAGUUAUCUUUUGGAUAAAGAAACCAGCAUGUAUCCAGGAUCCGUAAGGUGCAGCAACAACAACAACAACCUGCCAGUGCAAAACUUUGUCUCGACUCCAUCCUAUUCAGAUUACAUGGGAUAUCAUCAUGUGCCAAGUAUGGACAACCAAGGACAGUCUUCGGGAGCUUGGGGAUCUCACUAUGGCACGCAAAGGGAGGAUUGGAAUACUUAUGGCCCAGGACCCUCCAGCACAGUUACUGCUGCACAAAUCAAUGGCUCGUCUCCUGGGCAGAUCUCCUACAGCUCUGCUGAUUACAAUUCCCUGAAUCCUGCUGGAUCUGGGGUUUUACCUCCUGUAGGUACAAUUAACACAGAGCAAAUCUCUCCCAACAGUCAAAGGCACAGCUCUUAUGAAUGGAUGAGGAAAACGGUGCAAUCCACUUCCACAGGUAAAACAAGAACAAGAGAGAAGUACCGGGUGGUUUACACAGAUCAUCAGAGAUUAGAACUGGAGAAGGAAUUUCAUUACAACAGAUACAUUACAAUCAGGAGGAAGUCUGAACUUGCAGCAAACCUAAGACUUUCCGAGAGACAGGUGAAAAUCUGGUUCCAGAAUCGCAGAGCCAAAGAAAGAAAAUUAAUGAAGAAGAAAAUGACUCAUUUUGAUGGCACCAGCCUUGGCUCUAUGCAGAGUGACUCUGGCUCAGUGAGCCCCAUCCCAGUACAUAACCCACAGACUCAUUCAGAAAUGUCCAGUUCUUUAUUUCCCCCGCCACCUCCUCCGCUUCCAAUGAAUAGCUUACAGCACAAUGGGAACCUUCAGCAGGUUGUGGCUUCUCAGUAAGGCCAUUCAAAGAGUUAUUUUAUAAAGAACAUUAUAAACCAACUGUACAUGGAGCACUACCAUUCAAAAGGGGACUGGACAGCCAGAGCUGUUUUGCAAGAGAUCCUAGCAUCACAACAGCCUUGUGCACACAGGCUCCACUUACAAUCCCCGGGGCCUGUGAAAGGGCAGUGGAACCCCCCCAAAGCCAAUGGAACUAUUGUGUGAAAAGGGUCCUGGAUGGAUGCUACAAGGGGAUGCCAGGCCCUCUCUGGACCACAAAGCAGGCAUUUCCCAUGGCAGUGCAGAGGGUGGGCUGGGAACAAGGGGUGUCCAGUUGUUCUGCUGCUAUGUGGAUCCACUAGCCAAAAGACAUAGGAAGAGGACCACAGGCAAUGCUGCAUUCCUGAGAGCAAAACAGGGACUGUGCAUGUGCUCUGUACCCUGCCACUGGAUUAAGAGGGAAGAUUCCUCCCCCUUCUCAUCCUUAUGUAGGUCCCAUGUGCUAAUUUCACUUUCUCAAACUUUGCACAUGGGUCCAGGUUUUGGCCCUGAAAAACUAGUUCAUGCUUUGGGCUACUUCAUUGAAAACCUAGAUCAAGGUGGCUACAGACUGCUGAGUUAUUGUUGGGGAGGGGUCCAGCUUGAUUUUUUUUUUUUUAAACAGAAAUCACUUCCAAGGCUAAAUAAUACUAGAACAAACACGCGCUCUUCAAAUCAUCCCAUAAAUGUUUCUGGAGAAACAUUAUGGAACUGUGAACGUUGGCCCAUUUUCACUCAUGGUGGAAGAGAUCAUUUCAGUCCAUUUUGUUUCUUAAAGAAAUAGUGAAGGGAGAAAAAUUCUUAAAACUUAGAUAUACUUAAGGGAACAAUUUCAUUUUGUGAGACAAUGAAACCAUAGAUAAAGACACAGAUAAUGCAUCCAAGUAAUGUUUAAAUUCCUUGAAAUUUAGUCUGGUUUUCAGACAUAUUAAUAUUAAAAAAUUGAAAGGCCAAAUUAAUGGAAGACUAAGCAAACCAAUAUCUUUGUUGAAUAUAACCUCUGGCCAAUAUUUUAAAUGGGUCCCUAAUACCGAGGAGCCAAAUCCAUAUUUAGGCACCUAAAUAAGUAGCCUGAUUUUGAAAAGUGGUGCCAUCUCAUUGGGAGCUACUGGGUACUCAGCACUUUUGAAAGUGUGGCUACUUAUUUAGAUGGUUAUCUAUGGAUUUAGGGGCCUAGCUUUAGGCACCAAGGGUAAAAUUUUCAA
Mauremys mutica (yellowpond turtle) is the source of this 2300-nucleotide messenger RNA. RefSeq names its product homeobox protein CDX-1-like. The coding region runs from base 232 to 1074 and encodes 280 amino acids. Gene Ontology annotation, molecular function: DNA-binding transcription factor activity, RNA polymerase II-specific; RNA polymerase II transcription regulatory region sequence-specific DNA binding. Gene Ontology annotation, biological process: animal organ morphogenesis; embryo development; cell differentiation. The record is from RefSeq and is a predicted model, not a curated record. Gene Ontology annotation, cellular component: nucleus. Lineage: Eukaryota; Metazoa; Chordata; Testudines; Geoemydidae. The transcript is spliced from 3 exons.